CAAGUCGUUCACCUUGAUUUUCAAGUUAAAAUUCAACCACGCUUACAUUCGUUCAUAUGCUUGUAACAUAUCACAAAAAGGAGUCACUCAGGAGGAUAUACCUACAGUUCCGGAAAAUAUUAGGCCCUGCUAGGGUGACUAUAGAGUGCGUCGACAUUAUGGAACUAAACUUGCGGAUGAAGUCAUGUCCUAGGUAGGCCUAUGGAUCUGAAAUUGUAUUCGUUUCAGAUAGACUUGUAAAAAUAAGCAUUUGGUAAAUAAUAAACAAAACAGAUAACAAGAAUAUAUUUUACUCCAAAACGAUAUUUUAGGGACCGCAGCUACCGUUUUCUCUGCUAAAAUGUAAAUAUUGGAAAUGUAGCGGUGGCAUUCGAUUACUUUGCCUACAACAUGAAAAAAAAGUAAUGUUGAAAGAAAUGAGACUGGACAUGAUUCUCUAAUCGUCAGAUAUGAAACCUCUCGAGAAUUCGUAUUAAAAUAGGUAUUUGUUCAUUGAAUUUUUCUUAUUGACGGGAAUUAAAUAUAAUGGCAUCCAUCACUCCGUAUAUUAACAACAGUAUGUUGUUUACACUUUUCUCAGAAGGCAACAGUUCAGAAGAAACAAUUUCAAUGAUAACAGUAGCUCCCAUAGCUUUUGCUGUAGGUCUGCUGACCGUUUUCACGAUCCUCGGAAACCUACUUACAAUCAUAGCAGUGGUGAUUGAAUCCAAACUUCAUAAGUUUGAGAACUACUUUUUCGCAUCAUUAGCAGUGGCGGACCUUUCAAUUGCAAUCGUUGUCAUGCCGAUGCAUUUACGCGUUGAAGUCAACAGAGGCAAUUGGUACAGUAGUGAUUUUGCCUGUGACCUUUUUAUAUUUACUGAUGUAACCUGUUGUACAGCAUCUAUACUAAACCUCUGUGCCAUUGCAUUGAAUCGAUACUGGUCAAUUUCGUCACCUUUGAAAUACGCAACUAAACAGACGACAACACGGGCGGGAAUCACGAUUUCUGUGGUGUGGAUUUUAUCGUUGAUAAUUGCGAGCCCACCGCUUUUUGGUUGGCCGACACGUCUACGACGCGAAUACACGUGUAUGUAUGACACAGACCAUUACUACGUCAUUUAUUCCUCUUUUGGAUCUUUUUUCAUUCCACUUUUACUCUUAAAUAUUGUGUACUACAAAAUAUUCGGACUGGCUAAGCAAGGGGCUCGUUUUCGUAGAGCGGCUUCAUCAUACAAUCUCCCAAAAAGAAAUGCAUCUACCUCAUCCGGUUGUUACAUGGUCGGACGAGUAACUAUGUCCUCAGACGUUAACAAAAAAAUAGACGGGCGUGAAGGAUGGGGAAAGAAGACUUUACGGAAGUUACACGUACGGCGACCUCUUAGUAAGGCAGACCGGGCCGAAAUGAAAACUGUCAAAACGCUUGGUGUCAUCAUGGGUACUUUCAUUGCGUGCUGGUUACCGUUUUUUUCACUGUAUCUGAUCACUCCCUUCUGUGCUGCUUGUAAGGUACCCCCAGUUGUUGAUCGAUUCGCUUUGUGGCUAGGCUAUACCAAUAGCCUCUUGAAUCCAAUAAUUUACAUAUGCUGCAAAUCACUCUUUCGCAAGACCUUCAAAAAGAUUAUUUGCCUCAAUUAUUGCAGAUCAAACAAAAGAUACAAACUGUCAAACAGGCGCCAAAGAGGAAUGUACAAGCACAUACCCCGUAGGAAUUGUGACGGCGAUGAAGACAGGUUAAAAGAACUACAAGAAAAUAAAAUAGAUGAUGAGAUACAGGACGACAUUUCCGAAGGAAAACUCGACACUUAUUCCAAAAAUACAAGCUCUAAACUAUCAUGCUCACCUUCGUCGUGGUCAGCUAGAAAAGAGAGAUUUAAGCAAGUCACUCUAAACUUAGUACCACAAGUUCGAAAACUAUCAUCAAGCUGGAGGAGCAGAGAUUCACUUGAUAUUCAAGAAGGUAGAACUAUAAUGACGUCAUUUGUCACCGAAAUUGAUCAUUUCUCUCUUAGCGACGAUCCAGAUACGAAUCUUUCAAAAUCUGACUCGCACUUGCACAGGUGUGGCGUAACAAAUUCUUCAUACGAUGCCUCAAUUGGAAUCACCGAGACCGAAGUUCACUUACCUCCGAGAAUGUUUCUACCAAGAGUUCACUCCUUUCCAAAUAUGUCAUCCGAAAAAAUUAACGGUUUUUGUAAAUUACCGUUGUCAAAUAUGGACAAAACUUACCUUAGUGUUCCUAAAAACGCACCAUUUGAAAAUAACUUUGUGAUGGGAUUUAGGCUUAGUGAUGACGUGCAAGAAAUCGUGGAUCAAGACGAUCCACAUGGAAUACAGUUAAUAAUAACAGACGCAAACGCUGAACAUACUUGCGCACAAGAAAAUCCUUCUAAAGACAUUAACAAAUAUACUAACACGGAAGAUCAAUCUACAAGUAUUAUACCGGAUAUACAUAAAAAUAACUGUCAUGCUACCAAAGAAAUAACGGACAUAGAGUCUCAGCACAUAGACACAUUAAUAGAUUGCUCAAAUUCUGAUUCAACAACUGAUAGCCAAAUAUCAGAGGAGGACUUUUUACGCGGGAAAGUAAAGGAGAAUAUUUGCAGGCGACACAUUGAGUCUGAAGACUGCAUCAAAUGCAGACGGCACCGUUUUGUAAUAAUUAAAGAAGUCGGUGUACAAACAGAUGAAACGCCUUUUAAUGAGACUACCGACUUGCCUUACUUGAGUGUUCAUCUUGAAGAUAAAAUUCCUGACCUCAUAGCAUCUGCGAGGUUGUCAGAAAAUCAGGCGGGAACGAAGCACCAGUCGAAUUCCACCAGAUCGUCUGCCGAUGACAAACCGCGUUCAAGUGCAUUUGGAAAGGUGAUGAGCUCAAGCUCAUAUAAUGAUUUUGAUAUAUCUUUAUGUAAUGAACAUACGACUGAUGCUAAUAUAAUUUCAUCUUCUAGAUCAGCCAAUUUUAAGGAACUUCAGAGUGACGAGUCACUUGAGCCAAGUGAUUAUAUGAAAGAAAACGUGUUUUGUUCGCGUUUCGAUCCUAAGUCUCUCAACGUUCUUGUUCAUUGCAGAUCAAGCGACUUGUAGGGCCUAAUCCUAUUUGUAAUUAAUCAGACAAUAUUUUACUUCAAGAACACGACAUUGAAUUAUACAUAACGAUGGAAAUUAUGUCAGAUAGACCUAUUACUAAUGUCAGACAACCUUUCGUUUUCGAUAUCUAAAUGUAUUGUUACAAUCAGAGAACAGUUAAAUUAACUAUUCCCU
Molecule: messenger RNA, 3243 nt
Organism: Anneissia japonica
Lineage: Eukaryota; Metazoa; Echinodermata; Crinoidea; Comatulida; Comatulidae
Product: alpha-1A adrenergic receptor-like
Exons: 4
Coding region: 526-3066 (846 amino acids)
Biological process (GO): adenylate cyclase-activating adrenergic receptor signaling pathway
Cellular component (GO): membrane
Molecular function (GO): G protein-coupled receptor activity
Source: RefSeq, a predicted model, not a curated record